AUGGCUGUUCAGGAGCACUGGUCAGAGCUCCUGGAUGUCCCGGCCAAUUUCACGCGGACGGUGGCGAAGACGAGGCGGGCCCGAGCAGCAAUUGAUGGGGAGGUAGGAGCAGGUGUUAAACUGAGAAGUCUCCGAGACGUUUCACAUGGUGGACAGGAGUACCAGCCAUACCGGCCGAAAUUUGACGAGGAGUCCUUUUUGGCUCCUUGGGUCUUGUGGGAUGGGAACUCGACGCUCGUGCAGGACGCAGAGUCCGCGGUCAACACCAGGACGGGUGAAGGCCAGUUGGGCGGGCUCUUGCAAGCUCCUUCUCCUUGGGAGGACUGCGCGGCGAAUUCUGAAAGCUGGCGCAGGCAGCAGCAGCCACAGCUGGACGCCCAGGAUCUCAGGGCCUCAGCACGUUUCAACAACUUCGAGGCCGCGAAGGCAUCCACCAUGGUGUCCAAGCGCUCCAAAGAAGGCGGCAGGCCAGUGCCAGGGUCUUUUUUCUGCCAGAGCAGGAAAAAAAAACAAGAUCGCAGUCGACGGUCCGCAUUGUCCGUGAGGCCUGAUGAGGCGUCGGCUCAGGACCGAGACGGCUCUGCAUCGCCGCAAGAUCCCCUCGUGUGUGAUGGUUCCCCCAGGAGGCUGAGACGGCCGUGCAAGACACCGCUGCGCAAGACGCCGCUGCAUGGUCUGGACUCCAGAAUCAGAAUCAGAAUCGAGAGGAGCCGGUUUUUUCCCAAUAGUAGAGGCAGAGUUUUUGCCGCCGAGGGAUGCGAUGAUGUCCAGCCAGUUCUCUUCAGGCGCCUCAGCAGGCAAGCGUCAGAACUCGGCCCCCGCAUCUCCCUUUCGUUUUGGGCCUCUUUUGGGCUUUGGGCUUUGGGGCUUACUCUUGCCCGAUUACUGCAUCGUGGUUCCUGUCUUUCCUUGUUUCGCUCCCUUCUUCCUUUUCUUCGUCUCUUCUUCUUGCUCUCGGCUUUCCCUUCCCCUUCUCUCUUGCCCGCCCCUUGCGUUCUUUGA
Messenger RNA from Symbiodinium natans, 1002 nucleotides. The record is from the annotation of a GenBank genome assembly. Lineage: Eukaryota; Dinophyceae; Suessiales; Symbiodiniaceae.